Molecule: messenger RNA, 3137 nt
Organism: Triplophysa rosa
Lineage: Eukaryota; Metazoa; Chordata; Actinopteri; Cypriniformes; Nemacheilidae
Gene: nrarpa
Product: NOTCH regulated ankyrin repeat protein a
Exons: 1
Coding region: 363-701 (112 amino acids)
Cellular component (GO): cytoplasm
Molecular function (GO): phosphatase regulator activity; protein binding; enzyme inhibitor activity
Source: RefSeq, a predicted model, not a curated record
CACCCUUGCCAAGUAAAGUUCAGCGGGACGCGAGAGACGCAUUUCCAGAGGUAACUUACCUCAGACGUCUUCAAAUCUAACGGCCCCCCAAUGCGCUCAACCGGAGAUACGGCCGUUCACACGCCUCCUCUCUCACAGUAAAAUAACUUCAUUCUGCCAUAACCCGGUGCUGCUACCGAGAGAGAGAGAACGACACGGGAGACGUACAACUUGUGGAUCGCUUAAACAUUUCUCGUUAGGUCUUUGGAUAUACUAGUCAUUUACACGCCGAGUGUGUCGUUUACUUGUCCUUUUUGGAGUCUAGUGCCUAAAGCGCUCAAAUUGGUUUUAGUUUCGUAAAACUGAAGGCUGUGCAAAGCAUCAUGAGCCAGGGGGAUAUAUCGACGUGCUCGGCUCCUCAGAGAGUCUUCCAGGAGGCGGUGAAGCAAGGCAACACGAAAGAGCUCCAUUCACUGCUGCAGAACAUGACCAACUGCGAGUUUAACGUCAACUCCUUCGGGCCCGAGGGACAGACGGCGCUGCAUCAGUCGGUCAUCGACGGGAACCUGGAGCUGGUGAAACUGCUGGUGAAAUUCGGAGCUGACAUUCGGCUGGCGAACCGGGAGGGAUGGAGCGCGUUACACAUCGCCGCUUUCGGGGGACAUCAAGACAUCGUGUUAUACCUCAUCACCAAGGCUAAGUACUCGUCCGGCGCGCGGUGAUCCGAUCCGAUCCGCUGACGGGUAAAGACUCGAGGAAACAUCGGGCUCGUUUCGUUCCUGUCGUUGAUUUGCCAAGCUGGCAGACGAGUUCCCUUGUACCUUAAACCAAAUGAGGGGGUCGUUGCGAUGUCGCCGUGUUCUUUCCCGUGAGUAGCCUAUGUGGUCAACCGUGGCUCAGUGGAACUGAAACGCGCGUUGGUACUAUAGCUUUUCUUGAAUGUUUAAGUCAUCGGAUGCGGACUGCGUGGCUUUACCGCCGCUGGAGAUGUUUCGAGAUGGCACUUGAUGCUGUGGCCGAAUGCUGGAAUAUUUGAAAGGGAAAGCGGUGAACUCUAGAAUAAGGGCCAUCCUCUGUUUUGGCUAAACACUGUCUUUUAAUACGAACCUUAAGUCGUUCCAUCAAUCAAAUCACGCUUCACGUGGCGGCGUUUGCGAUCAGCGCUGAAACGCGUCAACGACGUAACAAUGACUUAUUCGUAUGUACUGUACACAUAGCUUUACUGUGUCUUUCCGUAAAAGUAGUCCAUUGCGCUCUGCCUUCACCUAGCAGAUGGCUUUUACACAGCUUUCAGGCCAGUGCGACCCAUGUCUAUGGUUAACGUGUUACUAAAACUCGCUGCUUUCGCUUUUUUGUAUCAAAACGUCAGGAAAGUCGCAUUUGGGACACACUUUAUAAUCUUCUUCAGUAUUUGUAUUAACACCCUGGUUAUCACUGUGAAUACAGGCUGGGUUUGUUUUUUAUUUAUGAAGGUACAGUGAGAUGCAUUUAAAUUAUGUUGUGGUUAUUUUUAAGAAUAUAGCCUAUGUGUAAAAGUAUGUAGGGUGACCUAAAGCUGCUUCGGACUCGUUACAGGCUAAACUGUCCCGUGUGGAGAUUCCGCGCCACGGCUCCCCCGCACCCCCCCCCACCCCACCCACGUGUAUACUAAAGCCUCUUUUUCCCGGGAAAGGCGUCCUCUGCAACUUUUAUUUCUGGUUCUCUGCACCAGCUACCUCGACUUGAAAGUAUUCAACAUUUUCAGAUGCUCUCUUCCUGAAGCCUUCUCUUUUUUCAGUGCUCAGAAGCUUAUUGGUCAAUCUCCAAGAACCAAAAUGAGAUCAAUUGGUUAUUCGAAACAUGGUGAAUUUCUUUUUCACUUGCCAAGCAUAGUCGAGACGUUAUAAAUGACAUUAUAAAUUGUGCAUUUCUGCUUUUGUUGCCGAUGUUGGUUACAAAAAGCGGAAUGCAUCGCAUGACUAUUAAAUGCAGGGAGUUUUGUUGCACAUAAACGUGGAGCCUUUCACGCCCCCUAGUGCCUGAUUGGGUAACUGCAGGAGCUGAGGCUUACCAAUAGUUACUACUGAGCAGGACUAUAUGAACAUUAUUAUAAAGAAGACUAUGACUUCUAUUGCAUGACUGUUGCAGGAGACAACCACAGAUUCGUUCAAAAGACUGCCUGCUGCCUUUAAGAGUCAUGGCACCUGAUGUUUAUUUCAAUGCUGCUUUUAUGUAAGUUUUUCUCUUUUUUUUGAUACAAUGGCCAACGGUGAGUGAAUGAGGGCAAGUAUAAAUUAGAUUCAGUCUUAUUGUGAGAAGCCCUGUGAGAGUCUGGUCGUAAAUGUAUAUGCAUGUGUGUGUGAUUGUACUUUCGCACAAAUGCCACAUUUAAACUGGCAAACAAUGUAACUAGGAACUCCUCGUACACCUGGAGAUACGGCAGAUGUGAUUCUCACGAUGAGCUAAUAGAUUGGUAUAGGCAAAACAAAUAUGCAUCGCUUGUCUUAAACUUGAUAUUUUUACUCUUGUUGAAAAUAUUGCACUGAUGACUGUUGUUCAUUCGUUGACUUCCCGUCGACAUUUUAUUUUUUCUAAAUAGAAAAAAGGAACACAACAAAAUACUAUUGUAUAAAAAAGCUCCAGGUUAUUUUGUCUCUUGUUUGUGCGUUACAUUGUAUAACAUUACGUUUGCAAAGAUUUUUUUUAUCUCUGUGAUCGGGUGUAUGUGUAUACAUAUAUAAAUAUAUGGAUAUGUAUAGAUGCUGAUAUCUCAGAGCACUUUCUUAUUCGAAGUGCUCUCCUCCUGAUUUUAAUAAAGGGGAAUAAUACUUGUGAUGGUAAGAUCAUUGUAACGAAAUAAAUUGCACGAUGUAUAGUUGUUUUAGCCCCCUUUUUGUCAUAACAUUUAUGACACGGGGGUUAAAUGACUGGAUAGGUGUAAAUGAAUGAGCAAAAGUUUGGAUGUAUAGGUUUUUUUGUUUCUUUUUUUUUGUGGACCAAGUCAUCUUGUGUCUCGUGUGUUGCGAAUGCCCUUUUGUGCUCUUCUUUAUUUUUGUUUGUGCGUCUUAUGUUUGUGUGUUGUUUUUUGUAACACUGUGAUUCAUGUGGUGAGAAAACGAGUGCUGUAAUUUUUUUGUAUGUGCGUGUGUUCAUGCCAGUAAAGAAAUCAUUAAACCUUC